Messenger RNA from Penicillium canariense, 1524 nucleotides. Its product is annotated as OSBP family protein. Gene Ontology annotation, cellular component: membrane; cytosol; cortical endoplasmic reticulum. Bases 1 to 1524 code for a protein of 507 amino acids. NCBI's taxonomy places the organism in Eukaryota, Fungi, Ascomycota, Eurotiomycetes, Eurotiales, Aspergillaceae. Gene Ontology annotation, molecular function: sterol binding. The transcript has 7 exons. The record is from RefSeq and is a predicted model, not a curated record.
AUGCCGGUUCCGCACCUCCGCCGUGCGUCCUUGACUAGUGUGUUCUCCUCAUCGCUUCACACUUCACCUCCCCCUCCCCCCAACCCCAAAAACAUAUCUGACCACGCAAAACCAGGCAGAUCAUCGAUCGAGGACUCCCCCGGAAGUGGUGAGGAGGAGAUCGUCGAGCCCGAGCAGGGAAAUGUUCUCUCGCAUAUUAUUUCGCAGCUCCGACCGGGCGCCGACCUGAGUCGGGUCGUCCUGCCCACCUUCAUUCUCGAGCCCCGGUCCAUGCUCGAGCGGAUCACCAACUUCAUGGCACACCCCGAAACCCUCCUUCCCAUGCCUGCGAUUGACGAUCCAGUCGAGCGCUUUGUCUCGGUGAUCAAGUUCUACCUGAGUGGAUGGCACAUUAAGCCCCCAGGCGUGAAGAAGCCGCUGAACCCCAUCCUCGGAGAGACUUUCACCUGCUACUGGGACUACCCUGAUGGAACACGCGGCUAUUAUAUCUCGGAGCAGACCUCGCACCACCCGCCCAAGUCCAGCUACUUCUUCAUGGCCCCCGAGCACAAUAUUCGAAUCGAUGGCACUCUCAAGCCCCGCAGCAAGUUUUUGGGCAACUCUGCCGCCAGUUUGAUGGAGGGCAUCGCGAUUCUGCGACUGCUGAACCGCGGUCAGGAUGAAGAGAAGGGCGAACGAUAUAUUUUGACGCAACCCAAUAUGUAUGCUCGCGGUAUCCUGUUCGGAAAGAUGAAGUAUGAGCUCGGCGACCACAGCUAUGUGCGAUGCCCGGAGAGCAACCUCGUGGCCGAUAUUGAGUUCAAGACCAAGGGUUACUUCUCGGGUACAUAUAACGCCAUCGGGGGUACCAUCAAGAACGAGAAGACCGGCGAGGUGUUAUAUGAACUGUCAGGCUUGUGGAAUGGCGAGAUGUACAUCAAGAAUGUCCAUACCCACCGAAAAGAAGUCUUGUUCGAUGCUACACACGCAAAGCACUCGAAGCCCCUGGCACGCCCAGUUGAGGAGCAAGCAGAGCGGGAAUCACAACGGUUAUGGGAACCCACGGUCAAGGCUAUCAUCGCACGGAACCACGAAGCCGCCACGGACGAAAAGACCAAGAUUGAAGAUCGUCAGCGAGACGAGGCGGCCAAGCGUGCAGAUGAUGGUGUAGAUUGGCGGCCCCGGCUAUUCCGUGCCGUACAGGGCGGCCCUGGGGGCCAGGAUGAGGGCGAGGAAGACCUCGACUGGAUCCUCAACACCCAAAUUGAUUCGCACGACCCUGAGAAGGCCACUAAACAGAUCCUGGCUAUUGCGCCCAUCGUCGCAGGCCAGAAAGAGUGCAGUCAAUUCCAGAUCCCCCCGCACGAUUCAAAGCAGUCCAACUCCGCGGAACAGCCGCUGCCCCAGCAGGACACGACCGCUUCUACCUCGGUCGCCGGCUCAUCUACCCAAACCCCCACGGACAGCGCGCCAGAGCCCGUAAAGCGCAAGGAUACGCAAACACAAGAUGUGGACGAGUUUGUGGAUGCGGAGGAAAAGCAAUAA